UCCUCUUCCUUCUUCGCGAGGAAUUCAGUAUUUAGCAAGGACGUUGUCAGCAGUGGAAAGUUGAGCCGAGAUGGGGAAAAUGCAAGUGUUGGGUGUAGUUGCUCUAUUGUUAGCAGUGUACUGCGUCCAUGCAAACAUUUACUUUCGGGAGGAGUUUCAAGACGGCGAUGAGUGGAGAAGUCGUUGGUUGAAUUCCAAACACAAAUCUGACUAUGGAGAGUGGAAACUGACGGCGGGCCACUUCUAUGGAGAUGCUGAGAAAGACAAAGGUCUGCAAACAAGCCAGGAUGCUCGUUUUUAUGCUACGUCUGCCCGUUUUGAGCCAUUUAGCAACGAGGGCAAGCCUUUGGUCAUUCAGUUUACAGUAAAGCAUGAGCAAAAGAUUGACUGUGGUGGCGGCUAUGUCAAGGUCUUCCCUGCUGACUUGGAUCAGACUGACUUGAAUGGAGAAUCUUCAUACUACAUCAUGUUUGGCCCUGAUAUCUGUGGCUACAGUACAAAAAAAGUCCACGUCAUCUUCAAUUACAAGGGCAAGAAUCACCUCAUCAAGAAAGAGAUCAAGUGCAAGGAUGAUGAGCUGACCCACAUGUACACGCUCAUCCUGAAUCCAGAUCAGACCUAUGAGGUGAAGAUUGAUAACGAGAAGGUUGAAUCUGGCAGUCUGGAGGAUGACUGGGAUUUCCUUCCCCCCAAGACCAUUAAAGACCCCAAGGCCAGUAAGCCAGAGGACUGGGACGAUCGUGCCAAGAUUGACGACGCUGAUGACACUAAGCCAGAGAACUGGGACAAACCUGAGAACUUUCCAGACCCUGAUGCUAAAAAGCCAAGUGACUGGGAUGAGGAUAUGGAUGGGGAGUGGGAGCCACCAAUGAUCCCCAACCCAGAGUACAAGGGAGAAUGGAAACCCAAACAGAUUGAUAACCCCAACUUUAAGGGAACCUGGGUGCAUCCUGAGAUUGACAAUCCUGAAUACAGUCCUGAUUCAAACAUCUACAAGUUUGACAAGAUCGCUGUAAUAGGUCUUGAUCUUUGGCAGGUGAAAUCUGGUACCAUCUUUGACAACUUUCUUAUCACGGAUGAUGUGAAGGAAGCAGAAGACAUUACAAUGGAGACAUGGGGUGUGACAAAGGAACCUGAGAGAAAGAUGAAACAGGAGCAGGAUGACUUGAAACGGAAGGAAGAGGAGGAGAAGAACAAAGAACAAGACAGCGAAGUUGUUGAGGAGGAGGAUGAUGAUGACGACGACGAGGAUGAUGAAGACAUGGAUGAGGAAGACACAAAGGAUGACAUGGAGGAGGCCCUUUCAGAAAUGGAUGAAGAGGAAGCAAAGCUUAAUAAAGAUGAGCUUUGAGGAGGUUUGGCCAGAGAUUGUGUGUGUGUCCCUCCUCUAGAAACUGUCCUGUAUUUCCCAGGGGUAUUGUGGCUGCUGUGCAUCCUUUCCCUGAGAGAUUUAAGAUUUUGGACACAAACCAAUUUGUGGGUGGGGACAAGGGGAUUUUAAUCGACAUACUUUGUGACCAAAAAUAAUUGCCCCAAACUCCUAGAUUUGUUCUAAUCCCCCAUCCCCAUUCUGUGGUGACAAAGAAUACGGAUAAUAAGACAUCCACUGUUUUCUUGAUUUUCUUGAUCUACACAUCAAAUUUGUAUGUUGACACAUUUUCAGAGAUUAUGAAUUAGCCAUUAUGACUACCUUGAUUAAUCCUAUGUAAAGGUGUUGUGCAAUUCGGGUAAAAAAAUAAAUACACAUAACUGAACAAAUACAAUCCAAUGUUGUAAGACUUGAGCAGAAUAUCACCAAAUACAAACAGACAUCAAGAUUGUAGUGCAACUUAUUUUGGUUGUCUGUAGCACUGACUUUUUCUUUUCUUUUCCACACUUGUUUUCAUUCCACACAAUGUUUAAUAUAAAUUAGUCUUCAUGUAAGUGCAGAAAUGAAAUUGUUUUUUCCUACAUGCAAAUGGCUGGGUGUGAUGGAUUCUGUGUUAUUUCCUGAAAGUCUGGAUAAACAGAUGGUGAGCCCCUGGUGUGACCCCAUGACAUUGCUAUGGGUCACACGCUUAUUUUCAUUGGACAGAAUGUUAUUGAUACCAAAGUUUUUAUUAAAAGAUUAUAACCAUA
This is a messenger RNA of Pungitius pungitius (ninespine stickleback), 2118 nucleotides long. RefSeq names its product calreticulin-like. The record is from RefSeq and is a predicted model, not a curated record. Gene Ontology annotation, molecular function: calcium ion binding. Gene Ontology annotation, cellular component: endoplasmic reticulum; endoplasmic reticulum membrane. The transcript has 9 exons. NCBI's taxonomy places the organism in Eukaryota, Metazoa, Chordata, Actinopteri, Perciformes, Gasterosteidae. Gene Ontology annotation, biological process: protein folding. The coding region runs from base 71 to 1351 and encodes 426 amino acids.